This is a messenger RNA of Eimeria necatrix, 525 nucleotides long. RefSeq lists its product as hypothetical. Lineage: Eukaryota; Apicomplexa; Conoidasida; Eucoccidiorida; Eimeriidae. The record is from RefSeq and is a predicted model, not a curated record. The coding region runs from base 1 to 525 and encodes 174 amino acids. The transcript has a single exon.
AUGGCCCGGGUUUGGCUGCGCGUGCGGCCGGGGAAGAACCUGUACCGCGGCCGCGCGGGGUCUUCUUUUCGGUGCCUGUCGAACGUCAUUUCGCGCCAAACACUUCAAAAUAAUCCCAAUAAUGAAAAACAACUCCAAAUAGUCCAAAGUUUCCGACAAAAGGCGCUUUUUUCCGCGAAAAAUGACGCUUUUUCGACCCAGCUACACCCUGCUGCUGCUGCUGCUGCUGCCGCGGCGCGCAGCAAGAUGCAGCAGCAGCGCGGCGCCGCAAAAGCCAAUUCGCAAUUUACAAAUUUGCUAAUUUGCAAAAUUGCAGAAAUUGAAAAACUCUUUUUGCAAAGCUUUGUGCGGAAGCGGCGGCUGCAGCGCGGAGAGGCGGGCUCGCGGGAGCAUCGGGAGCGGAGCAGCAAACGCGAGCUCGGAAACACCCAAAGUUUGUCUUUUCUUUCCAAUUUUGAACUCAAAAAAAGACUUUUUUUGCAAAUUCAUUUCAUUUUGUUUGCAGUUUUCCUCUUCCGGAGGUGA